Molecule: messenger RNA, 1169 nt
Organism: Paralichthys olivaceus (Japanese flounder)
Lineage: Eukaryota; Metazoa; Chordata; Actinopteri; Pleuronectiformes; Paralichthyidae
Source: RefSeq, a predicted model, not a curated record
GGUACUGGGAGAUGGUUCAGAGACUGAAGAUUAACCAGUUUUACGGAGCUCCCACAGCUAUCCGCCUGCUGCUCAAAUAUGGAGACCAGUGGGUGCACAAAUACGACCGCUCCACCCUCAAAACUCUGGGCUCUGUGGGCGAGCCCAUCAACACUGAAGCGUGGGAGUGGUACCACAGUGUGGUCGGGGACAGACGCUGUCCUGUGGUGGACACCUGGUGGCAAACAGAGACAGGUGGCAUCUGCAUCGCCCCGAGGCCGUCGGACCCAGACGCAGAGAUUGUCCCAGGAAUGGCUAUGAGACCUUUCUUUGGCAUAAAGCCAGUGCUCAUGGACACUGAGGGAAAAGUUGUGACUUCCAACAACACGUCUGGAGCUCUGUGCAUAGCUCAGCCUUGGCCCGGUAUGGCCCGAACAAUUCACAACAACCACCAGAGAUUCACUGAGACCUACUGUCAGCCUUAUCCUGGUUAUUUUUAUACCGGUGAUGGCGCCUAUCGAUCUAAGGAGGGAUAUUACCAGGUCACCGGGCGCCUUGAUGAUGUCAUCAAUGUGAGCGGUCACAGGAUUGGGACAGCAGAGAUAGAGGAUGUUGUGAAUCAAUGUUCUGCAGUGGCCGAAUCUGCCGUCAUAGGAUACUCGCACAACAUCAAAGGACAAGGCGUUUAUGCCUUUGUGGUUCUAAAGAAGAGCGCAGACGCCCAAGAGUCGGACCUGUCCAGGCAACUGAAACAGACAGUGUCUAAAAAGAUCGCCAAGUACGCCUGUCCAGACUGCAUCCAGAUCUGCCAGCGUCUGCCAAAGACACGCUCGGGUAAGAUAAUGCGACGGGUGCUGCGGAAGGUGGUGGAGCGCGACCUGAAUGGUCUGGGUGACCUCAGCACGCUGGAUGACCCUGCAGUGGUUCAGGAAAUCAUUGACGGUCACGCUGAGCUCUUAGGUAAACAACAGUCACAAUGAUUCUUACUUGAAGAGGAAGAUGAAGUUUCAAAAAGUCUUUUUAAAGGCCAAAUAUUUUUUUCUUUUUUAUUGCACAGAUGAAUAUUUGUAUUAAAUCAAGUAAAACACUUUAAACUGAAUGCAUUGUCCACAAAUGUACUUUACAAAACAUUGUCUUUUAGUGCGAAACUGAAUAAUAGUGUGUGUAAACAUAAAAUAAACCACUGAAAU